Molecule: messenger RNA, 1500 nt
Organism: Arabis nemorensis
Lineage: Eukaryota; Viridiplantae; Streptophyta; Magnoliopsida; Brassicales; Brassicaceae
Source: the annotation of a GenBank genome assembly
AUGGCAAUUCCAAAAGCUUACUGCUCUUUAGCCAUUCUUGUCAUUCUAUUUGCGGUUUCAAGUAGCCAAAAUGUUUGCAACCCGAGCUGCAAGGCUACAGAACCUUUCAAUUGCGACAAUGCGCUUACAUUCAACCGAAGUGGUUUCCCAAAAAACUUCACUUUUGGUGCGGCUACUUCCGCGUAUCAGAUUGAAGGUGCUGCGCAUAGAGCAUUUAACGGAUGGGACUAUUUCACUCAUAGAUAUCCAGAAAAAGUUCCAGAUCGCAGUUCGGCAGACCUUGCUUGCGAUUCGUAUGAACUUUAUAAGGAUGAUGUUCAAUUACUGAAAAGACUAAACGUCCAAGCAUACCGAUUCUCAAUAGCAUGGUCAAGGGUCUUACCAAAGGGAAGGUUGAUUGGAGGAAUAGACGAGAACGGAAUCACAUACUACAACAAUCUCAUCAAUGAAUUAAAAGCAAAUGGCAUAGAACCGUACGUGACAAUAUUCCAUUGGGAUGUUCCGCAAACUCUAGAAGACGAGUAUGGAGGAUUCUUAAGUCCAAGAAUAGUGGAGGAUUUCAAGAACUACGCGGAGCUUCUAUUUCAAAGAUUUGGUGAUAGAGUGAAGUUUUGGAUCACGUUGAAUCAACCUUACUCCCUCGCAACCAAAGGUUAUGGAGAUGGAUCAUAUCCACCAGGUCGGUGCACUGAUUGUGAAUUUGGAGGAGAUUCUGGAACCGAACCUUAUAUAGCCGCGCAUCACCAACUCCUUGCUCAUGCAGAAACCGCGGCACUAUACCGAAAGAGAUACCAGAAAUUUCAAGGUGGUAAGAUUGGAACAACCUUAAUUGGUAGAUGGUUCGAACCACUAGAAAUAACUAGCACUCCUGACAAUGCGGCUGCAAAACGAGCAUUCGAUUUCAUCGUCGGAUGGUUUUUGGAUCCGUUGGUAUACGGAGAUUAUCCAAAGAUAAUGAAAGAGCUCGUUGGAGAAAGAUUGCCAAAAUUCACACCUCAAGAAUCAAUUUUGGUUAAAGGAUCACUUGAUUUUCUAGGAUUGAACUAUUACGUUACACAAUAUGCAACCGACGCACCUCCUCCUCUUCCGACAGAACCCAAUGCCUUAACCGAUCCACGAGUUACUCUUGGAUUUUAUCGCAAUGGAGUUCCUAUUGGUGUUCAGACUGCUAGCUUCGUCUACUAUCCUUCAGGGUUCCGAAUGAUUCUAAAUCACAUCAAAGACAACUACAAAAACCCACUUACCUACGUCACCGAAAAUGGAGUUGCUGAUUUUGGAAACUUGACGCUUGCUAAUGCUCUAGCCGAUAAUGGAAGAAUUCAAAAUCAUUGCAGCCAUCUUUCGUGUCUCAAAUGCUCCAUCGAGGAUGGAUGCAACGUAGCAGGGUAUUUUGCAUGGUCAUUGAUGGACAAUUACGAAUUCGGAAAUGGUUACACUCUUCGAUUUGGUAUGAAUUGCGUCAAUUUCACUAAUCCUGCUGAUCGAAGAGAAAAAGAUUAA